UCUCCGUGGACUCGGUUCUGAUCGUGCGACACCGAUCGUGCGUAGGUUAACUGUUUAUUGAACCUCACAAAUUUAAGUAUUUGGCACACUUUAAACUAGUUUUCGAUUAUUCCUUAGAAGCAGCCAUAGUUGGAUGGUAACGAUAUGGUGAGAUUAUGAUGUCCGGUCUUGACACAAAGAAAAAAGACAGCGGUCGUGCCACAUCAUUCAGUCAACAAGUCCUCGACCUCGAACGAAAAGUGAAAGUUGACACAAUUCAACCACCACUCCCGCCGGUUACUGAUCAAGAAAAAGGAAAGGCCAUGAGACCACCCAACAGCCGAUAUCAGCGCACAAUCGGUCCUCGACCCUCACAGAAGAUUGCCGAAACCCUGGAGAGAAAGGGUGAGGAGGAGGAGGCCAGGAUGCAAUACUUGACUGCCCAAGCCGCCUCGGAGCAGUCAGCUGACGAUGUCAUCUACCGUCUGGGGGCUGACCCCAGGCACGGCCUCCACACCGAUGAGGCAGUCAGGCGGCUACAGGUGCACGGACACAAUGACUUUGAGAUCAGUAAGGAAGAGCCGCUGUGGAGGAAGUAUCUGGAUCAGUUCAAGGAUCCCCUGAUCUUGUUGCUGUUAGCGUCAGCCGUGGUGUCUAUUAUCAUGGGUCAGUAUGACGACGCAGUCAGUAUCACUGUGGCUAUUUUGAUUGUCGUGACAGUAGCAUUUGUACAGGAAUACAAGUCUGAGAAGUCCCUGGAGAAACUGAGUAAACUGGUUCCGCCAUCUUGCAAUUGUGUGAGAGAUGGGAACCUGUCUAGUUUCUUAGGGCGCAAUCUUGUGCCAGGAGAUACAGUACAUCUGACUAUAGGAGACAGGGUGCCAGCCGAUAUGAGACUUUUUGAGGCUGUUGAUCUUGCCAUAGACGAGUCUAGUUUCACCGGCGAGACAAAACCGAGCAACAAGUUCGUUAAGAUGAUGAAAUCCGCCAAAGGGAACAACACGCCCACCCGGAAAAACAUCGCCUACAUGGGGACGCUGGUCCGGUGUGGUCACGGAAAGGGUAUUGUUAUCGGAACAGGAGAGAACUCCCAGUUUGGCGACAUCUUCAAGAUGAUGCAAGGAGAAGAGGCCCCCAAGACCCCUCUACAGAAGAGCAUGAGCACCCUGGGCAAGCAGCUGUCAUUCUACUCCUUCUGCAUCAUCGGUCUGAUCAUGCUGUUUGGAUGGCUACAGAAUAGGAAACUGCUGGACAUGUUCACCAUUGGUGUCAGUCUUGCUGUUGCGGCCAUACCGGAGGGUUUGCCCAUCGUUGUCACGGUAACAUUGGCUCUCGGUGUCAUGCGCAUGGCGAAACGGAAAGUCAUUGUGAAGAAACUGCCAAUAGUGGAAACAUUAGGCUGUGUGAAUGUUAUCUGCUCUGACAAAACCGGAACGUUAACUAAAAACGAGAUGACGGCCAUUGCCAUUUACACAUCAGACGGCAUGAAAGCAGAGGUAACUGGUGUUGGGUACAACAGUCAUGGCACUGUCUUGUGUGAGGGUCAUGAAUUGGAUAGUUACUCAAACCAGUCCAUUGCCCGUGUGGUUGAGACCGGUUGUGUUUGCAACAAUGCUGAAAUACACAAUGACAUCCUCUACGGUCAGCCAACAGAGGGCGCCCUGCUGGCUCUUGGCAUGAAGAUGCGACUAGAACAUCUCCGCACUGACUACAUCCGCAUCUCGGAGCAGCCCUUCAGCUCGGACACCAAGUGGAUGGCCGUCCGCUGCCGGGAGCGCCGUGGGGCCAACCACUUAGUGGACACCGAGAUCUACUUCGUCAAGGGAGCCAUGGAGAAGGUCCUGGGGCUGUGUCGGACCUACAACAGGUGGAACCAGGCGGAGUGGCUGACCGAGGCGAGACGGGAGGAGUUUAUGCAAGAGGCGGUCCAGAUGGGCGUGGCUGGGUUAAGAGUGGUUGCCAUGGCAGUAGGUAACACCAUGGAGUCCCUGACGUUUGUCGGCAUGAUAGGCAUCCUGGACCCCCCACGGCCUGGCGUCAGAGAAGCCGUGGAGACACUCAUCAGUACUGGAGUCUCCCUCAAGAUGGUGACCGGAGACUCGCAAGAGACUGCCAUCGCCAUAGCAAGUCGGUUGGGGAUCUACGCCGAAGGCAGCUUUACGCUCUCUGGGGAGGAGGUUGAGGCUAUGGACAUGAUGAAACUAGCCUGCAUCAUCCAUCGAGUGAGUGUGUUCUACAGAUCCAGCCCCAGACACAAACUCAAAAUUGUCAAGGCCUUGCAGUCCAACGGCAUGGUGGUAGGCAUGACCGGCGAUGGAGUCAACGACGCCGUGGCGCUGAAGACGGCCGAUAUCGGCAUUGCCAUGGGAAUGACGGGUACCGACGUUAGCAAAGAGGCAGCGGACAUGAUCCUAGUAGACGAUAACUUCAUCUCCAUCAUGGCCGCCAUCAAGGAAGGCAAGGCCAUCUUCUAUAACAUCAAGAACUUUGUCCGGUUCCAGCUCAGCACGAGUAUUGCAGCCCUAUCAUUGAUAGCUUUGUCUACGCUUCUGAAAUUUCCCAACCCGCUGAAUGCAAUGCAGAUCCUGUGGAUUAACAUCAUCAUGGAUGGACCCCCAGCACAGAGUCUUGGCAAGGAACCAGUGGACAAGGACAUAGUUCGUCAGGGUCCGCGUCGCGUCAAAGACCCCAUGAUAACGCGGAGUCUGCUCAUCAACGUCAUCUCGUCUGCUUUCAUCAUCGUCUGCGGUACGCUCUGGGUCUUCUGGCGAGAGAUGCGCGAUAACAUCAUCACCCCACGUGACACAACAAUGACGUUCACGUGUUUCGUCUUCUUUGACAUGUUCAACGCCCUCAGCAGUCGGUCGCAGAUAAAGUCCAUCUUCACGAUUGGGCUGUUCACCAACCGCAUGUUCAUCUACGCUGUGGUAGGAUCCCUCAUGGGCCAGAUGGCCGUUAUUUAUUUCCCGCCCCUCCAGAGGAUCUUUCAAACGGAAGCGUUAACGGCAUACGAUUUGUUACUUCUCACGGUAUUAACCUCCUCAGUCUUUGUCGUCUCGGAGAUUAAAAAACUGAUACAGCGACGACGAGAUAGACACUACGCCGUCAAUCAGCCGUUCAAACACGAGUACGUAUGACACUCUCCACAAUGCUGUGCCUAGCUGCAUGUAGUUUUACUUAAUUUUUUUUUUUCAGGGAGUAAAUAUGUAGAUAUACAAUUGUCUUUUUAAAAAACAUUUCUGUAGGUGCUUAGUCUUGGUACAAGUCUGGAUUUAUAUUUUUGUUUCCCUCUGCAGUCAGUGGUAGAGGACGCUAUCAACAGAAUGAAUCAGAUCAAAGAUUGGGAACUUUGGCACUGUGUUCCAAGAACUUGUCCGGCUAGUGCCCGUGUGUGUUAUAUGCUGGGGAUUUCUCGAGUCCAAGUGCCUAAAUUCCCAACAUCAGAUUUUAUUCAUUGUGUUGAUGGUUCCCAGCACUGUCGUGGCUGCUUCAAUGCAUAUGGCAGGGACCGGUGGCAUUAGGAGAACAAAUAAGAAAUCCAGACUUGAUCCAAGACUAGUAGGUGCUGAACUACUGAUCUCUAUAUAAAGACUGGAUAGCAGAUAUCAAUACACCAGUCACACAGUAGACUUUGCAUAUUGACCAAUUCGCCCCCGGUCUCACGAAGAUGGCCGUGUAUAAAAUACGAACGUUCUACGCGUAUAUACAGCGCGCGUUAUAUCAACCGUUGACGCGUAUUUUGGUCACGUACACAAUGAUGUUCUAAAAAGGACACAUUUCCGUAGUGAUUAUUAUUUCCAAAACGCAGAAAAAGUGAACUGCGGCAUUAAAAAGUAAAACCACGAUGUUAGAAAAAUUGUGAACCUUGGUCAGUAGUGGUGGUCAAAAUUUAAGUCAAGUGAACCGCGAAGUUACAAAAGAAAUAAUGCUGUCCAUAAAAGACGGCAACUUGUCCUUUGUAGAUCACCAGCCGGUCUCACCAAUAUGGCGUCAAAUUCAUUCAUUGUGCGGGUCUUUAUCCGCUAUCCAGUCUUUAUAUAGAGAUCAGUGUGCUGAACCCACAUUUAAUGAGUGACAUGUGACUUACUGGAGAGGGGGCUGAACCCGUAAUCUCUGAAUUGCCAUUCCGGUGCUCUACCAACUACCAAUCCGACCAAAAAAAUGAUGGAUGAUUCUGCCCGUGUUAUCCAAAUUGUUAUGCUCGAUUGGUUACUUGAGUCCGAAAAAAAUAAUAGCACUUCGGGGUUCUACAGUGAUGUAUAAUUACCAUUGGAAUUUCAACAGGCAACAAGCAUUUAAUAAAUUAUAAAUACAUGUAGAUAAAUUUAUGUAUUUAGCUUGUGUGACUUUACCAAACCGUGUGCAACCUGCAGAAAUGUUCACUGAGUCCUUGUCCUUGACUUGAAAUUGAGAUUGUGUUUAAGUAUUAAUUUGUGAAAAUUAAAUUUUACUAUAGUUUUGUUUUGAAAAAAAA
This is a messenger RNA of Patiria miniata (bat star), 4453 nucleotides long. RefSeq names its product calcium-transporting ATPase type 2C member 1-like. NCBI's taxonomy places the organism in Eukaryota, Metazoa, Echinodermata, Asteroidea, Valvatida, Asterinidae. Gene Ontology annotation, molecular function: ATP hydrolysis activity; ATP binding; P-type calcium transporter activity. Gene Ontology annotation, biological process: intracellular calcium ion homeostasis; calcium ion transmembrane transport; manganese ion transport. The transcript has 24 exons. Bases 156 to 3116 code for a protein of 986 amino acids. Gene Ontology annotation, cellular component: Golgi membrane; endoplasmic reticulum; plasma membrane. The record is from RefSeq and is a predicted model, not a curated record.